ACAGCGACCCCCUAAAGUGCUGUUUUGCCGAAGAGAACUACCGUAUAUUUCAAGCUCAAAUAUAACCCAGUUCACUAGCCAUGAAGUAUAUUUUAGCCGUCCUAGUUGUGUUUGUCUCUGUAUUUGGUUAUUUCUUCUGGUACCAUCAAGAUGCAGAUUUGACUCUUCUCUUUUACGAGAAGUUUGGUCGUGAACCAUGUUCUGUUCUUGAUGGUAAAGUAGUGUGGAUUACAGGAGCUUCUAGUGGGAUUGGUGAAUACUUAGCUUAUGAAUUAGCCCAAUGUGGAUGUAAACUGGUUCUUUCUGCACGAAGGAAGCACGAGCUGGASAGAGUCAGGGAUAAAUGUGCAGAAAUUGCCAUCCAGCACCAUAAAUCGUAUGACAAGAAUAAAGACAUACUAGUUCUGCCAAUGGAUUUGAAGGAGUUCUCAUCCCACAGGAACCUUAGCCAGCAGGUUUUAAGUCAUUUUAAACAGAUAGAUGUACUCGUGAAUAAUGCUGGGCGCAGUCAAAGGGGUUGGAUGAAAAAUAUGCCAUUAGAAGUGGAGCAGGACUUGUUGGAUCUUAAUCUUGUUGGAACAAUGUCKCUGACCAAAGCUGUUCUUCCUCAUAUGCUKGAGAGACGAGCAGGACAGAUUAUUGUUGUCAGUAGUAUCAUGGGGAAGUUUGGUUUCCCUUAUGAGAGUACCUAUGCAGCAAGUAAAUUUGGUCUUCAUGGUUACUUUAACAGUCUUCGUUUGGAGUUGGCAGAUACAGAUAUCAAUGUGCAAGUUGUCUGCCCAGGGCCCGUCAAGUCUAAUGUAGCUGCUUAUGCUAUUACUGAGGAAAAAGAUAAAGCAUUCAAAGAUACUGAUGGUUACACUGAUCAAGGGAAGAGAAUGCCAACAGAACGCUGCACCAAACUGAUGGUAGUUGGUAUGGCUCACAACAUGAGUGAAAUAUGGAUUUCCAUUCAACCAGCUUUGACAUUCACAUACAUGUCUCAGUACAUGCCAACUGUAUUUGACUGGUACAGCAAAGCCAGGUUCCUUGACAUAAUGAAGGCUAUGUUUAUUAAGGACUAGUCUUGAGAAUAACACUGUUUCAAAAUGAAAUAGAAAAUGUGUGCACAUGCUGGGUGCAGUUACAAAGCAUAAGGGAGAGAGAGAAGUGUUAUGAGAAGCAUGACGUAUAGCAGAGCGCUUCUCCACACUUCUCUAGUGUUCAGUCAAUUCCCAAGUGCUUUAUUACUCCACACAGCACAGCAAGCAAGUUUUUUGAUUGUUUAUAAAAUACGAAUUAAAAUGACCAUUAUUUUGGAUUGGAAUGAUGCAACUGAAAGUGCACACAUGCUGUGUGUGGGCUCUCAUAAAGCACUCGCUCCCAACCAAUCAGAAUGCGCGAUUWAUUACAGUUAUUUUAUGUGUGAUAUUUUUGGUUAUUUACUUUUCAUUCUUUUUCAAAAUGCAGUCAAAAUAAACCGUGUUUUCUUCAUAAAAUGUUCUAUACAUGGAAUAUUAAUUCAGGGAGAGGUGUGGGAUGGCAUAAAUGUGGUGGACAAAGAAAGGUGAAGGGGAAUAAUUUUACAUCAAGGGGGUUGCUUUUCAACACUUUUACAAAGAGCAGUAGAAAGAAAAAWUAAACCGGUUCCUUAACCGUUUAUUCGGUAGGGCACAGUGAUUGAUUGAAGGCUGGGAUGGGGUUGGAACAGACAUUGAUGGUGCAAAUCAGGAGUGAAGGGGCAUUGUCACUAAUAUUCCACUAACGUAAAGGGAGAAGAGUAAAUAUAUUAUAGCAAAGUUACAAAAACUAACAAACUGUCUCGUAGAAAUGAGUUGCAAACGAUUAAAAAUUCAACUAAUCCGA
Actinia tenebrosa (Australian red waratah sea anemone) is the source of this 1845-nucleotide messenger RNA. RefSeq names its product dehydrogenase/reductase SDR family member 7. Lineage: Eukaryota; Metazoa; Cnidaria; Anthozoa; Actiniaria; Actiniidae. The record is from RefSeq and is a predicted model, not a curated record. Gene Ontology annotation, molecular function: oxidoreductase activity.